UCUUUCUUUUUCUUCAAGCGGCAAAAUGCAACGCACUCUUCUUGUGCUGGCGCUCCUUGCCGUCUGCGCUGCGGCCGCCCCGCUCGGCGAUCUCGCGGUCCUCGAUGCAUCGUCCGCGUUCGCCACCACCCGCCGGCUCGUUGCUCGGCCGCAGCUCGCCGAGUGCAGCACGGACAAUGGCUUGGCGCACAUGACUUUUGCGCUCCGCCUCCAGAACAAGGCCGCGCUCCAUGAUCGCCUCAUGAGCGUCUCCAGCCCCGAGAACGCAGAGUACGGCAAGCACAUGACUGUGGACGAAAUCGCCUCCAUCGGUGGCAUCACGCGCGAGAACGAACGCGCGCUGGCUUCCCAACUCGCCGCAUUUGGCGCCAAGACCUUUGCCCUGUCUCAAACUCGCACAUUCGCGUAUGCGUGCUUGCCAAUUUCGGCCGCCCAGGUGCUCCUGGAACGCCAGGCCGAGGCUCUUCCUGUUGGCAUGCGCCACCUCAUUCACACGAUCGUCCAGACCCGCUCGACCAUGCUGAUGGAGAUUGAGCCGAUUCGUCUUACCGAGGCUGCGCCGGCUGCUGCUGAGCACUGGAAGUACUCGCGAUUCGGCGGUGUUGAAGCCGGAGCUCUGGGCGACCCGAACGCUCAAAAGACCGCGUACCAAAUUCCCCUCACUCAAGUCGCUACCAACACUUCCCUGGUCCAAAUGGUCUGGGGCACUGGCACGUUUGGCUACACGCCCGCCGACCUUGCUCAGUUCUACAGCACGUACAACGUGCCCAACACUGUCAACAACCUGCACACUUAUGGCAUGCAGGGCACGGUGAAUGGCGACAACUUUAUUGAAGGCACUCUGGACUGCACCUACAUUAGCGGCAUGGGUGUCGGCGUGCAGACGCUGAUUGCAAACACUGACAACGACUCGUCGACCGAGUGGGGUCCCGGAUUCGGCCCGGCACUGCUCAACUUUGUGUCCACUCUUUCCAACCAAAGCACUCUGCCUCACGUGCUCUCCAUGUCCCUUGGCUCGCUCUCCUGGGCCUCGUGCGACACGCUCUGCCGCGAUGCCGUGUCCAACACCGGCGGCAAGCAGUUCAACUAUGACGACUGCAUUCAGUACAUGCAAUCGCAGCGACAGGUCUGCAUGUACACUUCGCAAGACGAGACGGACAAGAUCAACGACGAGCUGCUGGUGGUUGCGCUGCGCGGCGUCACCAUUCUCGCCGCCACCGGUGAUGGUGGCAGCCACUUUUCCUUCGAGCCCUUCUCGGAUCUCAACAAGAUUGGCCGCGCGCUGAAUGUCGUCAGCUGCUCCAAGAACUUUCCGACCUUUCCGGCUGCCUCGCCGUACCUUUUGGGUGUCGGUGGCACGCAGUGGUCUGGCACUGGCACUCCGACCGCUCCGAUCGCGUGGACUGCCUCUGGUGGUGCCUUCUCGUGGCAGUUCCCGAUGCCCGACUACCAAAAGGCUGCCGUUGCUCACUAUCUCAGCACCACCCAAGGCCUUCCUCCGGCCAACUCGUACAACGCGUCCAACCGCGCCUAUCCCGAUGUCGCCGCUCUCGCAGACAACGUGCCGAUCGUCUCGGCCGGGAAGGUGAUGAACGUCGGUGGCACCUCUGCCUCGACGCCUGCCUUUGCUGGCAUUAUCAGCCUCCUGAACGACAUUCGAUUGAACAAGGGCUUGCCUUCGCUUGGUUUUGUCAACACUCGCUUGUACCAAGUCGCCGCUCAACACCCUGGCGAGGCGUUCUUUGAUGUGACGGUCGGCAACACUGCCUGCUCAUCGAGUGGAUUCUGCUGCGACAACGGCUUCCCGGCUGCUGUUGGCUACGACCCAACUACAGGCCUUGGCUCCCCGCUCUGGCCCGGCCUUGUUCGCUAUUUGACCAGCGAUUAAGUUGUUGUUGUUGUUGUUGUUUGUCAUCACUGUAGAUCAGUGAUAAGUCGUGUCAAUGAAAGUAAUUGUUUACUUUUAAAUGCGGCAUUGAACCAGUUAGUAC
Messenger RNA from Capsaspora owczarzaki ATCC 30864, 1991 nucleotides. RefSeq names its product tripeptidyl-peptidase I. The record is from RefSeq and is a predicted model, not a curated record. Gene Ontology annotation, biological process: central nervous system development; proteolysis. Bases 26 to 1888 code for a protein of 620 amino acids. Gene Ontology annotation, molecular function: tripeptidyl-peptidase activity; serine-type endopeptidase activity. NCBI's taxonomy places the organism in Eukaryota, Filasterea, Ministeriida, Capsasporidae. The transcript is spliced from 8 exons.